ACAAACAUUAUAAGAGUGAAAGGACGUUCCAGCUUCUGCAAUACAAGCGUAAAGAGACGUCUGCAGGUAAACUGACAGUCAAUAUCCUGCCCAUUUAUCCAAGAAGGCGCUGUAGGGUUUUACAACAAGUUGAGAAGAUCAUAGCAAUACCGUAGUCCCCAUAUCCAGUCGUGAAAAGGAAAUGCAUACAUCUUUGCCCGUGGCCGUUUAGAAACGUUCCUUGUAUUUGCUGCUGCGGUUAACGGUGCGCCAUAUGGGACCAUUACUAACAGAUAUGCCGCUGGUGGCAUCCUUCAUCGACUCGCGAUCAGAAGGCAGCGGCACGUCUUUCUCCGGUGAGGACUGCCCAAGCCCAUCUGAAUCGGAGAGAGGAGGACAGAAAGGAGUGAGUGUGGACCGGAGAGGUAAAAGAAGAGUGAAGAACAGAGAUGCUGCCAGGAAGAGCAGGAAAAAACAGACGGAGAGAGCAGACAUCCUCCACCAGGAUCUACAGACCUUGGAAAGUUCUAACUCAGCUCUAGAGAAGGAGAUUGCUGAUCUGAGAAGAGAGUUCCAGCUCUACACAGCCACCCUGGAGCAACAUGAAUCUGCCUGCACCCUCCGGCCCUCCUCUAUACCCGCCAAUAUCCCCUGCUGCCAGAUCCUGUCCCCCUCCGCGUCAUCUAUUGCCCCUGUGACUACCCCUGCGCCCGCUGUGUCCCCUCAAACUACCCCGGCACCCGCUGUGUCCCCUCAAACUACCCCGGGCUCUCUUCUUGCCCCAGUACCUGGAGGGCAGAGGGCUUGUUUACCUGUCCCCACUCUCGUCACUGUUCCUUCAACUGCCCAUGUGACUAACCCCUACCCUUUGCUUUCCACUCUAUAUUCCCCAAUAUCUAAUAUUGCCUCUCUGAUUGCCCCAAACAAUAUUUGUGCCUCUCCAAUUACCCCAAAAACUAAUAUUUCCCCUCUAACUACCUCAAUAAAUAAUCUUGCCCAUCCAACUACCCCAAGAACUAAUCUUGCCCCUCCAACUAUCCCUGCUCCUACUCUGUCACCCAUCUCCUACCCUCUGACCAUGUACUCUCUGAGCUUGUCUACCCCAGCCAUUGAACCCCCAAUAGAAUUGUCCCUCUCCGACAUCCUGGACAGUCCUGAUUGGCUCUGCGACCCUGCAUCACCCACCUGGGGCGAGUUCUAAUGGACCAAUCACACUGUUUGGCGAAUGGUUGGAAGCAGUCGGUGGUUGCUGGGCCCUAUUGCCUCUGACCACAGAACAUCAGUACUGAUUUUUUGGCAAUUUUCUGACGAAUCUCCACGUUGAAUCUCCACGUUGAAUCUCCACUGUCUGUCGACAGACAACCACCAGGUGAUCUACAGCCAACGUCUGGGAUGAUGUGUCCUUCAUGGAGUAAGAUUCCUGGCACCCUGUGAAAGACUCAUUUAGGUUUCUGUAGAAAAGAACAGAAAGACACUUAAAAUUGAUGGACUCUGGUGUUUGGUACAUGUAUAUACCAAGCACAUGCAAUGGUUGUUCACAUCUUGUGAGGAAUUCUGUAGCUGUUAUGUUGAUUUACGGUUUGUGUUUUUGAAUAACCGGCCCUGUUCAUUGGUCAUAACAGACUAUUGGCCCUGAUCAUGGAUCAUAACAGACUAUUGGCCCUGUUCAUUGGUCAUAACAGACUAUUGGCCCUGUUCAUUGGUCAUAACUGACUAUUGGCCCUGUUCAUUGGUCAUAACAGACUAUUGGCCCUGAUCAUUGGUCAUAACUGACUAUUGGCCCUGAUCAUUGGUCAUAACUGACUAUUGGCCCUGUUCAUUGGUCAUAACAGAUUAUUGGCCCUGAUCAACUUCUUUGAGAGUAGAAUAAUUGAUUGAUUGAUUGUAAUAAUCUUUUUAACUCUUCAUUAGAACCUCACAUAUUGAGUUAAUUUAUUUGUGUAUAAAAUUAACAAUUCAAUGGACUUUCAAACCUUUUAAGUGUGAUUUUAAUUAAUUGUAAAAAGCUGCAAAUGUAUUGAACAGGCUAUAGACAAAACAAAUAGCAUAUGACUAUAUUUGGAAAACCACAUCUCGUACAAUAUAAACUAUAUAUAUCCCAGAUUUAGGUUUAAACAUAGGAUAUACAGGUAACUGCCAAAAUAAGGGAAACUCCAACAUAAAGUGUCUUAAUGAGAUGUUGGGCUGCCGCCAGAACAGAUGCAUCUUGGGUAGUGCCUUCAGAAAGUAUUCAGACCCCCUUGACCUUCUCCACAUUUUGUUACGUUACAGCCUUAUUCUAAAUUUGAUUAAAUUGUCUUUUUUCCUCAUCAAUCUACACACAAUACCCCAUAAUGUGAAAGCAAAAAGAGGGUUUUAGAAAUGUUUGCAAAUAUAUAAAAAAAAAAAAAAAAAAAAAAAUUUACAUUCACAUUUACAUAGGCAUUCGGACCAUUUACUCAGUACUUUGUUGAAGCACCUUUGGCAGCGAUUACAGCCUGGAGUUCUCCCAUUGUUCUCAGCAGAUCCUCUCAAGCUCUGGCAGUUAGGAUGGGGGGCGUUGCUGCACAGCUAUUUUCAGAAAAUUAACACGUGAAAAGAUUCUGGGGAUGAACGUGGACACGUCUUCAAUAUGUACCCAUUGUUUUUAAUAUAUACAGUUGAAGUCGGAGGUUUACAUACACUUAAGUUGGAGUCAUUAAAACUUGUUUUAAAGGCAAGAAUGGCCUUCUAUGCCAUCAAAAGGAACAUAAAAUUUGACUUACCAAUUAGGAUCUGGCUAAAAUUACUCCGCUCACCAACCAAGAAUUCACAAAAUGAGACAAACACCAAAUUGAGACUCUACAUGCAGAAUUCUGCAAAAAUAUCCCCAGUGUACAAUGUGAAACACCAAAUAAUGCAUGCAGAGCAGAAUUAGGCCGAUACCCGCUAAUUAUCAAAAUCCAGAAAAGAGCCGUUCCAUUCUACAACCACCUAAAAAGAAGCGAUUCCCAAACCUUCCAUAACAAAACCAUCACCUACAGAGAGAUGAAUCUGGAGGAGAGUCCCCUAAGCAAGCUGGUCCUGGGGCUCUGUUCACAAACACAAACAGACCCCACAGAGCCCCAGGACAGCAGCACAAUUAGACCCAACCAAACCAUGAGAAAACAAAAAUAUAAUUUCUUUACACAUUAGAAAGAAUUAACAAAAAAAACAGCACAAACUAGAAUGCUAUUUGGCACUAAACAGAGAGUACACAGCGGCAGGCAGAAUACCUGACCACUGUGACGGACCAAAACUUAAGGAUAGCUUUGACUAUGUACAGACUCAGUGAGCAUAGCCUUGCUAUUGAGAAAGGCCGGCUAUGAAUGAGGUGGAAACUGCCACAAGAAAAGGGCAACCAGUGAAGCAGAAUCACCAUACAACCCAUAUUUAUGUUUAUUUAUUUUCCCUUUUAUACUUUAACUAUUUGCGCAUAGUUACAACACUGUAUAUAGACAUAAUAGGAUCUUUGAAAUGUCUUUAUUCUUUUGGAACUUUUUGAGUGUAAUGUUAACUGUUUAUUUUGUACUGAUUAUUUUACUUUUGGUUUGUUACCUAUUUCACUUGCUUUGGCAAUGUAAACAUAUGUUUUCCAUGCAAAAUAAAGCCCCUUGAAUUGAA
Messenger RNA from Oncorhynchus masou masou (cherry salmon), 3600 nucleotides. RefSeq names its product basic leucine zipper ATF-like transcription factor 2 (gene batf2). Gene Ontology annotation, cellular component: nucleus. The transcript is spliced from 3 exons. The record is from RefSeq and is a predicted model, not a curated record. Gene Ontology annotation, molecular function: DNA-binding transcription factor activity, RNA polymerase II-specific; RNA polymerase II cis-regulatory region sequence-specific DNA binding. Gene Ontology annotation, biological process: regulation of transcription by RNA polymerase II. Lineage: Eukaryota; Metazoa; Chordata; Actinopteri; Salmoniformes; Salmonidae. Bases 254 to 1180 code for a protein of 308 amino acids.